Humulus lupulus (European hop) is the source of this 342-nucleotide messenger RNA. RefSeq lists its product as uncharacterized. The record is from RefSeq and is a predicted model, not a curated record. The transcript has a single exon. NCBI's taxonomy places the organism in Eukaryota, Viridiplantae, Streptophyta, Magnoliopsida, Rosales, Cannabaceae. Gene Ontology annotation, molecular function: nucleic acid binding. The coding region runs from base 1 to 342 and encodes 113 amino acids.
AUGGACAAGCUGAGUUGUCCAAUAGAGAGAGAUAAAUGUGUUCUUGAGAAAGUGGUGAGCCCCAAUCGCAAGAAUUGGUCCAAGAGGUUAGAUGACACAUUGUGGGCCUAUAGAACAGCUUUCAAGACAUCAUUGGGGAUGUCACCAUAUUAUUUGGUGUUUGGCAAAGCUUGCCAUUUACGGGUUAAACUUGAGCACCGUGCUUGUUGGGAUAUUCAAACACUCAAUAUGGAUUUGCAACUUGCAGGAGAAAAGAGAAUGUUGCAUUUGAAUGAAUUAGAAGAGAUGCACUUAUUCUAUUAUGAAAUUGCCAAACUUUACAAGGAGAAAACAAAAAGAUAG